Exophiala bonariae is the source of this 2415-nucleotide messenger RNA. RefSeq lists its product as uncharacterized. The transcript has 4 exons. The record is from RefSeq and is a predicted model, not a curated record. Bases 1 to 2415 code for a protein of 804 amino acids. Gene Ontology annotation, molecular function: oxidoreductase activity. Gene Ontology annotation, cellular component: cytoplasm. Lineage: Eukaryota; Fungi; Ascomycota; Eurotiomycetes; Chaetothyriales; Herpotrichiellaceae.
AUGGCUCCUUCUCCGCCGCGUCUGCGGAUUCUUUCUGGUGAGCAUGCCCGCCAACCUCAUCUCUAUGAACACUCGUCACCCGGCCUCUCUCCCUUCCUUUGCUUCACCCUGGCACACUACGACAUGAAUCGCGAGCUAAGACGUUGUUGUAUAGUGGGCGGUAAUGCAGUUUCGGCAUUUCUAUCUUGGAGACUACAGGCCACAAACGCCUGCGACGUGACACUGGUCUGGAAAGCCAACUACCAGGCAGUCGCACAAUAUGGUGUAUCUUUCAAGUCACAGCUGUUCGGCAAUGAACGCUUCAAGCCGCGUUAUGUCGUUCAGAGCCCCGAAGAAGCAGCGAACCAGCAAGCGGCCUUUGAUUACGUUUUACUAUGCGUGAAAGCGCUGCCCGAUGUUUACAACCUCGCAGACAUAAUUCAGUCCGUCGUCACACCUCAACAUACCUGCAUCCUCGUGAACACGACAAACACACUCGGCGUCGAAAAACAACUGGAGGAAAGGUUCCCCACGAAUGUCGUCCUUUCACUUGUCUCUGGCGCAGAUCUGACACAGCUCGGAUCCAGCGAAUUUGAACAUACCGGGUCUACAGAAAUAUGGGUGGGACCUGCCAGCAAAAAUUCUGCCAUUCCUGAGUCGAUUCAAAGAGACAUGUCCGAAGCCUUGGCCAUGACUUUGACCACGGCACAGGUAGACUGCAAAGUAUCUGACAACAUCAAGCAGCAACAGUACGAUAGAAUGAUUGGGCCCAUUGCUUUUCACCCCAUCAGUGUCCUAUUUGAAACCCCCAUCCUCUCCGAUCUGAUACGACUCCCUGGCGUACACGAUAUGAUCUCAAAGGUGAUUGAAGAGCUGCUUGAUCUGGCACGUGCACAGGAAUGCAAAUUCCCCUCCGACUUCACAGAGAAUAUCAUCUCGUCGAUGAUUACCGCAACACAGGAUCCCAGCACAAUGUACCAAGAUUUUACUUCUCGACGUCCCAUGGAGGUGGAAACAUAUCUCGGAACACCCGUACAGUUAGCCAAAUCAGUUAAUAUUCCAGUGCCUCGAAUCGAAACCUUGUAUACUAUGUUACGCCAUGUCAAUAUGGUCAACAAGGAUCGACCACAAGCUGCAGCUCAAUCUGCUAUUCCUCCAUCACCAUCCGUUGUGCAGCCACCUCCCCGAAAUAUGUCUUUGUCCAACGGCGGUCCACCUCGUCAACAAAAUGGGUCGAUCAGUGGACCACCUGGACCACCUCGACCUAUGCGUGGGCCCAACAUGGGUCCCCCCAUGGGCCCCCCAAUGGGCCCUCCUGGAAGACGAGGGCCUCCUCCGGUGAAUGGAUUCCGCGGACCUCCCAACAGCUACCCCCCUCGAGGACCGAGUCAGAUGCAGAGGCGCCCAUCAUACGAUGACACAAAUCUUGAUGAGUUCAGUCAUGUGGUCCUCUAUGAUGAACUAGGCGAUGGUGCCGAUCCAGCCAGUUUCGGUGACAAUGGGGGUCCUCAGGGCCCAUCUAUGCGGGAAAGGGAAUUGAUGCUGCGAGAAAGGGAACUGCAACUGAAGCAGCAAGAGAUGGCGAUGAGAUCUCGUGGCAAUGUCAGAAGGCCGUCAAACAACCGCCACCAGGAUUUUGACGACGACGAUGACGAUGACGAUUACUUUGAUCCUAUGACUGCGCGCGGACCACCUCCACCAUCGAUUGAUCCUGACAAUUUUGACAUGAUGAGUGUUACUUCCCGACGGACCAAAAGGACGAACAGUCAAAAUCAACUGCGUAAGGACGCCUUUUCAAAUGGACCAGCCAUGCGACAACAAGGCGGCUAUCCUCGCCCAGGCAUGAAUAGGCAACACCGAACAAGUACGCAAAUAUUAUCGGAUAUGCCGAUUUUGGGGGCCAAUAUCUUGGACAACCCUAUGAUGGGCUUCUCAUCGAAUCGAUAUGGAAACGUGGACCGAAAAGAGAUGGCAGAUGAGUCUCGAGCAAAUUCAUUGACAGCAAGUCGCCUACAAGAGAUGGGUAUCAAUGGUGGACCUUAUCCAGGCCCUCCCAGUCGUCGAACCAGUCGUUCGCCUGGAAAUCCAUUCGGGCCUGCCGGUAGGAUGCCUGGUCGGCCAUCUCCUCCGAAUGAUCCAUAUGCUCAGCAAGGGCCUCCACGCAAUGGUAGGCCCUCACCACCCGGUGGCAUGCCAGCUCCAGUUCCACGAUACCCUCCAGGUCAGGGCAACAUGAUACAUCCACAUCAGGUAGAACAGGCCGGGGUGAGCAAACCACUCCCACCACCCAAAGCUCCUGUAAAAAGUCUGACUGGAAGUGCAAGUGCUAGCGCGGGUAGCGCUGACAGUAGUGGAAGCGCACACAUCGAGUCGGAACCAUCUGCACAUAGCAGCACCAGCAGUUUCGCACCCCGCCACAUGCUGGCAACGCAUUAG